GUUGCUGGGAUUUAUCCUGACAUGACCCCCUCCCCUACCACUGCCACCCCAUGCUCCUCCUGUAAACACAGGCUGCCACUGACAGCUCCUCAAUUAUGCCGCCUAACAAUGAGCAGGCAGGGACGGUCAGCCUAAUGAUAUUGUAUGUCACCGCCACUACUUGGCAGAGGUUCUGCUGAAUCAUGGUGAGCAUGUUCUCACAGCCUUUAUAGGAAGCUGCGCGUCCACCGCACGCUCACUGUCUCCGAGCCUGCCCUGGAGAAGGGAGCACAGUUAAGAAAACAAAGCGGAGACCUUGGGACGUCCUGCCUCACGCUUCUCUGUGCUUUCCGUUCCUGUGUACGGUUUUCGGAGAACGUACACUGAAUCCUCCGGCCGAAACCUUUCGGUGCACGUUACAGAUCGCAGGAUCUCCGACCAGAGUCUGACCCGUGUAUGCUUUCUCAGGUCGCAAGAAUGACCUGCAGAAAAGUGACCAAGCUUGUCCUGAGCGUUGAGCAGUCGGAGGGGGUUGGUGCCCGUGUCCGCAGGAGCAUUGGCAGAUCAGAGCUAAGAAAUUUGGAUCCAUUCCUGAUGUUGGAUGAAUUUAAAGGGUGCCAACCAGCAGGCUUCCCGGAUCACCCUCACAGAGGAUUUGAAACAGUUUCUUACUUACUGGAUGGAGGGUCCAUGGCGCAUGAGGACUUUUGUGGACACGUUGGCAGAUUGGACCCUGGAGAUUUGCAGUGGAUGACAGCUGGCCGUGGUAUUGUCCAUGCAGAGAUGCCUUGUACAGAUGAACCAGCGCAUGGAUUACAACUGUGGGUUAAUCUGAGAAGUUCUGAGAAGAUGGUUCCACCCGAAUACCAGGAGCUAAAAAAUGCUGACAUUCCCAAACCAUCAAAAGAUGGAGUAACCGUUACUGUUAUCUCUGGAGAGUCAAUGGGAGUCAAGUCAAAAGUCUAUACAAGAACACCGACUCUGUUCCUGGACUUCAAACUAGAAAAAGGUGCAAAGUUCACCCAGGCCAUACCUAAAGGAUGGACCGCUUUCAUCUACACACUGCAAGGAGUGAUACAAGUUGGUUCACCUGAUGCCCAAAAAAAAAUUGAGGCUCACUACACAGCAGUGCUGGAAGAUGGCGACAAUGUACAGCUGGAAAACAAGGGGGAUGAACUGGCCCACUUGGUUUUGGUUGCUGGAGAACCGAUAAAUGAACCUGUUGUGCAGCAUGGUCCAUUUGUGAUGAAUACAAGAGAAGAAAUUUCCAAGACCAUUGAGGAUUACCACCUCUGCAAAAAUGGAUUUGAAAGAGCUAGUACAUGGAAAUCUAAGAUUGGGAACAAAUAAACUGGAAAGAUUAUGCAAAUUUUUCGAAGAAUUUAUGUACUGACAGUCGAUAUAAAUAGAGCUAUACUCUUAUAAUGGAUGCUUAGGAAUUUGGGCUUUUGUUACAAUAUCUAUAAUAGCAUAUUCUGUAUUUUUAUAUCUGACUCUAGUAUAUCUUGUAAAUGUUGGUGAAGAUACCAGGGAGGAACAUAUGAUGCUCUGUUUGCACUAUAUGAAAUUGAUGUUAUAAAUUUCUAGUAAUAAAACUAUUAUCCCUUAAGCUAAAAAAAAAUCAUAUAUGUUACUGUGUAAGGGAAGCUUACAAAAUCACUGGCUCAGGGGUUAGCACUGUUGCCUUGAAGCACUGGUGCCUCCUGGCUUGAAUCCAACCACGGCAAAAUCUGCAUGGAGUUUGUAUGUUCUGAACAUGCAUAUGUGAGUAUUGGUUCUACUUACUGGAAUAGCUAUAGGGCAGUGUUGCAAUGUACAAUGUGCAGAUUGAGCCAUGGGUGGAAUAUCUUCCUCUAAAAUAAUCCCUUGCUAGAUUGUCUGCCAGGGGUGGACUGGCAACUUAAAGUGGCCCUGGAAAAAAAACUAAAAGUGGCUCAACCAAAUUGACAGAAGUUGGGGAACACAAGUAAGCAGGGCAAACACAAGAAGGCAGGGUGAACCAUACUAUCUGCAAUGCAGGCCACAGGACUCAUCCAGCCUGAGGCCUUAGAUGCUCUCCUGGAAGCCUAGUACGUAUUUCCUAUAAGAGUGAAUGGCUCAGCAGGAAUCCCUAGGCUCCUGUGCCCUCAACAGUAUAAGGCUGUAUCACGGUUCUGAUAAUGGUGAUACAGUUAACAUGAGGAGGGCACCUGUGGUACCCAGACAGAUACAUAAGCAUGAGGCGGUCUCAGGUGGCCCCCCUGGGCAUUAGACCACCGGGAAAUUUCCCUGAAGGGUCUAUGGCCAGUCCACCCCUGUUGUCUCUACAUUACAUGGACUGUUACUUUUGGAGGUGUCACCAUAUAAUGCUUUCAGUUAGAAUCAACUUCCCUUAGUAAUAAGAGAAGAUUGCAGGAGAACCUGGAGACAACCCUUUGUGUUCAGCCCCAUUGUGGGCAAAUCAAGGGCUUGACGUUAAUGCAGAAAGGAGCUGGGCACAUAAUUUUCCUCUUGUCUCCAAGCCUUGAGGUCAAUUUAUCUGCAGUGGAUGUGCUGCCAACCAGCAAGCAUUUUCAAGCCUACAUAAACGCUUCAAUCAGCAGACAAAGUUUUCACCUGCACAUUUACUUGGGUCAAGUAUUGGAAACGAGUGUUUGUAUGAACGUUCAUUCCCAAUAACUGGCCCAAUCAGCUGCCCAUGUAUCUAAACACCCUGGCUAAGAAAGGGUGGCUUAUUGGUGCCCCCCUUUUACACCUCACAUUUGAAGAGAUGCCUCAACUUCCCACAUGAACUUAUUGGCCUAAAAUUCUUGUAUUGUCAGAAGUCUACUGUAUAUAUUUUGUAUUUCACGUGUGAGAGUAUACUUAUAAUGCCAUUGUUUGUGUCCUCAUUAUAAAAAUAAAAAGUAAGGAUAAUUGAAAGCAGUC
Molecule: messenger RNA, 2886 nt
Organism: Bufo gargarizans (Asiatic toad)
Lineage: Eukaryota; Metazoa; Chordata; Amphibia; Anura; Bufonidae
Gene: PIR
Product: pirin
Exons: 10
Coding region: 436-1329 (297 amino acids)
Biological process (GO): monocyte differentiation
Cellular component (GO): nucleus
Molecular function (GO): quercetin 2,3-dioxygenase activity
Source: RefSeq, a predicted model, not a curated record